AUGGGCGCUGGUAACGUGCCCGCCUACGCCAUACUCUCGCACACCUGGCUGUCUGGCCAGGAAGUCACCUUCGACGAGUUUACUGGAGGUCUUGGUCGUGACAAGGCUGGCUUCGACAAGAUCCGCUUCUGCGCACAACGGGCUCAGCAGGAUAGCCUACGGUACUUGUGGGUGGAUACGUGUUGUAUCAACAAGACAGAUAAUGUCGAGCUUCAGCAUGCGAUCAACUCCAUGUUUCGCUGGUACUAG
Messenger RNA from Bipolaris zeicola 26-R-13, 249 nucleotides. RefSeq lists its product as uncharacterized. The transcript has a single exon. The record is from RefSeq and is a predicted model, not a curated record. Lineage: Eukaryota; Fungi; Ascomycota; Dothideomycetes; Pleosporales; Pleosporaceae. Bases 1 to 249 code for a protein of 82 amino acids.